Limulus polyphemus (Atlantic horseshoe crab) is the source of this 5639-nucleotide messenger RNA. RefSeq names its product piggyBac transposable element-derived protein 4-like. Bases 2017 to 4335 code for a protein of 772 amino acids. The transcript is spliced from 5 exons. Lineage: Eukaryota; Metazoa; Arthropoda; Merostomata; Xiphosura; Limulidae. The record is from RefSeq and is a predicted model, not a curated record.
CCAGGCCCUAAAAAUUUUACCAAUGGCAUUUUUAUUUUUUCUAUUUUAUUCAUGGUAGGUGUUUAGUUUGAAAUGGAGAGGAACUUUUCUCAACUAUGGUGUUCAGGGGUUCCCAUCAUCCUUUGCCCUGCUUGUGAAGAUUGCUUUUAACUAAAGUGGGCUUUUAAUAACUAUUAGGAUAUUAGUCUUGAUUUUAAUGGCAAGGUGAAAUCAAAGACGACGUGGUGAGGGUUGAGGCUGGGAUCCUGGAUUUCAAGUAUUGACAAACAUUGACAGCCCAUAAUCAAGGUCAUAGGUUAGCAGUAAUAUAUAAAUUCAAUGCCAUGGAAUUUGCUGUGUGUGUGAGAAUGGGAGUACCAUGAGAAAACCUGCUUUCACAGGACAAGUGCCGAAUAGUCUACCUGCUGUAGGGCAAAAACAUGGGAUUAGUUAUAUAAAAUUAAGUGAAGCUUAUGGUGUGAGCAUAUUCUGUGUUUGGCUGUGGUACAUAUUGUAAGGGGAUAUUGUUGUAUGUGGUGCACAUGUAAUGGUGUGAAGGGCAGAGGUUAAUGUGUUUCUUGUUUCUGCUUUUUUGUAAUAAUUUUUAGCCAGUGUAUUUAGCUUGCCUUUAAGUGAGAAUUUACUUACUUUGUGUAAAUAGAUAAUGGGUGUGUAACUUUGACUAAUGUUCUGUUAAUAUUAUACUUUCUUGAGUGUGUUAUCCGGCAUAUUUAUGGUGACUUGGCAGCUGUAUUCUAUAAGGGGUUGGAUAUUUAUUUUGUAGAUUUUUUAGAUAGUGUUAGCUUUAUAUCCUUUAUUUUUACCAGCUAUAAGCCUACCGAUGGCAAGCAUAGUAAUUCCAGUAGUAACCUAAGUAAUAAAAUACACAGUAUGAUAAUCACUUUAGUUCUCAUAAAUAACUCAGUUGAUUUGCAUAAUGUGAAAAAAGAACGUUGACAGAAAUUUAUUUAUGCAUGCUCUGUUGUUAGCAACAUUCUUUUGUGUACCAUAAACAGCAUGCUUGCAAGAUCCUAGAUACAUUGUUAUUCUCAACCACAAAUGAAAAGGAGGAAAAAAGAUCAGGACUUGGAAAGGAUUCAAAGAUAUGAUCAACAUUUUCAUCCAGUGGAAAGGCUUUCUCCAAGUUGAACAUCUCGGGGAAUAAGAAAUAUGCUGGUGGUAUACUUCAUAGACUGGAAUCUGCAUUAAAUGAAGAUAACAGCUGGAUGAUAUGCAACUGAAUGUGUGGGGGAUCCUCAGCACAAGUAUAUCUAGGUUGUCUACAGAUGUUGGUUUGUUUGUUUUUGAGCAAGUCCACUGCAGGGAAUCUAACCCCAGUUUUAGUGUUGUAAGUCCAUAGACUUAUCCCAUUUGUGGUUUCAUCCAAACAAUGUGGUUUCAUCAACAGUGUAUGCUGUCUGCUGAUAAUGCGAGCAAGCUCCAGAUGGUUUAUUAUAAGUGCCAAAACUGUAUACAAAAAACAUACAGGAAAUCAAUAUUUCCUUAUUAUUACUUGUAAGAAGUAUGAAGAAAAUUCUCAUAACAAGUUUUUUUUUUUGCCGUUUUAUUUCAUUUACACGUUGAACUAAUCACUUUUAUCAGUGAGUGUUAUGGACUAUACAGUGAACUUCUUUUUUGAGUAAAAAUAUAUCAACAGUGGUAUUGAAAUCACACUAAAACAUUUAUAAAAGAAUAAUGGAUUAACAAAGAACUGGUGACUUUAGAAGUCAACAACUUUUGUAGUCUUCCACUAAUCCAGAUUUCAAGGAUGGUCAAUGCAAAAGUAUUUUAUAUAAAGCUUGAAGAAAAACUUUGCUCUUAUCCCCAGAAAAGUAGCAUUGACAUGAUUUAUUACAUUUGAAGUUGCCCUUUAAUAAUAAAUAACUAUGUUGAAUUGCAGUAUGUUAAGCUAUUUUCAUUAUUCACAAGAAAAAUAACUUUUGUUGAUACCACAUAGGAUGCUAAAGCUGCAUAUUGUACAUGUCCUCACUGGCAGUAAUAGUCUACUGAUAAAGUCUUUAAAUAAGUACAUAAAGGAUGGAAGUACUUGAGAUGAAAGUUGAACCCUUUUCUGAUGAAGAGCAGAAUGUUUUGCUGGAUAUCAAGCAUGUGAAAAAUGAAACUAUAAAACCAUCACCUUCAAGUGAAUCCACUUCCAUAGAAGAUAGAUCUUCAAGUACUGUAUUUGAGUUUGAUAUAGCAAAAGAUGAACUUGAAGAGAACAGUGAUGAAGAAAUAGAAAUGACUGAGAACUUUUGUGUCAGUGUGAAAACUGAGCAGCCUGAUGAUUUGGAACAGGAUGAGAUUGUUUCAGUGUUCAAUGUGAGUGAUGAUGAUGAUCAGGACAGUUCCAAAGAUGACCCUUUGAGUAUGAAAAAAGAAAAUGAAUUUCAAGAUGAAUUUCUACAUCUUGACUCUGAGUCAAAAGGAGGAACUGAAAUGGCAUCAGAGCAAAGCUUGAAAGAAAGCUCUAAGAUCGUAAUGAAGAAGAGAGGUUACCUGACAAUGGAACAGUUGAAUAUUGUUGGCAAUGCAUCAUUUGCCUCUGAGGAGAAAGGGCUUCUGUCAGAGGAAUCUGAAACUGAAGAGAUAGAUGCUUCUGUUUCAAUGCCUCUGACACAAGCUGUCUAUAAAACAAAGUGGCCGAGAAAUCCUGAACCAGCUCUUCUUGAUUCUGUGUUAUGGACAGAUCAGGAUGUAGCUGGUCAGAAAUCUCGGUCAGAUGAGGACAUUCCUAAAACGUGCAAGUCAGGUACAACCAAGCAAAGAACAAGAACCAGAAUAAGAGGAAGUAAAACUCCUAGAACAACUGUACAGGAGAAGCCUCUCAUCUGCAAUGAUUCCUGGACCUGGGUGGAAGUCUGUGAAGGGGAACAACCACAAGUAACCUCAUUUGUGAAGGUUGAGCCAGUGUUAUAUCAAGCCAACCAGGCAGUUACUGUUAUGGAUUGUUUUAAACUUUUUUUUUCUAUUGAAUUGUUGAGUAUAAUUGUAAAUCAAACAAAUGCAUAUGCAAAUGAUAAAAUUGCAUGCCAGAAUGAACCUCCGAGGAAAAAGAGUAAUAAUAAAUGGAUUGAUGUUACUGUUGAGGAUAUUUUAGCUUACUUAGGUAUAACUAUAGCUAUGGGUCUUCGCCCUUACCCUUUUAUUUCUGACUACUGGUCUACUUAUCUUCCUUUCCAUGCUCCUUGGUUUACUAAUGUCAUGUCAAGGGAAAGGUUUCAGGCUAUUAAUAACUACUUACAUUUCAAUAACAGUGCUAACUCUCUUUCUAGAACAAACCUUAAUCAUGAUAAACUUUUCAAAAUUAAACCUGUUCUAGACAUUCUGCUAAAAUCCUUUGAAACUCACUAUCAUCCUAACAUGGAAUUAUCCAUAGAUGAGCAAAUGUUGGGGACAAAAUCUAGAAUUGGUUUCCUCCAAUAUCUACCAAAGAAACCUGUCAAGUGGGGUAUCAAGGUGUGGGUCCUGGCAGAAGCCUUGAGUGGAUACUGUCUUAAAUUUAAAGUCUACACAGGCAAAAAGGGAGAAAUGUCAGCUGAAGGUCUAGCGGACAAUGUUGUGAUGGAACUGAUGGACAAAUACAAUAGACAAGGACACUGGGUCUUCAUGGACAAUUUUUACACUUCUCCUUGUUUAUUUGACAAGUUACUGGCUGUUGGAACAUAUGCAUGUGGAACAUGUAAGAAUGACAGACUUUAUUUUCCACAAGAACUGAUAGCCACAAAAUUACAGAGAGGGGAAGCAAAAUUUUUCAAAUGUGGAUCUUUGACAGCUGUGAAAUGGACAGACAGACAAGAUAUAUAUGCUCUUUCUACUUUACAUUCUGCAACUAUGACAACUGUGACAAAAAGAGGGAGGGAUACUGAGGUCACAAAACCUCAGCUAAUUGUGGACUACAACAAAUUUAUGGGAGUGGUGGACCUGAACGACCAGCACGCAAGUUACUAUUCUUGUGGACGAAAAACAAUAAAGUGGUAUAAGAAACUGUUUUUUCGACUUUUGGACUUGACAAUUGUGAAUGCUUAUGUACUGUACAAGAAGCAGAACAACCAGCCAGCAUUAUCCCAGAAGACCUUUAGAAAGGACCUGGUAACUGCUCUUGUUGGACCUCUAUUUCAAAGUAGACCAGGUCUUUCUGGUAUAUCAUUUUCAAGAACUGCACAGGAAUUGUCACCCCUGAGACUUACACUUGGCAGGCAUUUCCCAACAACUCUUCAAAAGGGUAAGAGGAAAAGAUGCAGACUGUGCCUAUCAGAAAAUAAGGUACAGAUGCAGUGUAAACUGUGUCUUGAGUAUCUUUGUAUGAGACAUUUUGAAGAGUAUCACACCAGUGCUACUCUCCAAAGAAGCUAAGCAUUUUCCUAGUACAUAAACAAAACCUCACUGAAAUGAUCUUAUUUAUUUUCUGUGUUCAAAAUAUGUCAAAAUAAAUCAGUUAUGAUAGUUUCAUUGAGUUAUGUUUAUAUAUCCUAGUCUGUUCUCUUUUCCAAAACUAAAAUAUUUUUCAGAGUAAUAUCACUUUUUAUUUUUUUUAUUUGAACAUACAAUGGUAUUUUUUAAUGUAUAGUAUGUUGUGAGUUUUACAUAGUUUUUAGCAAAAAAUAUUUUGUAUUACCUUUCACAGUUUUAUACAGUUAUGUAUGUACCAUAGUAGUGUUCCUUUUCAUGAUGUGUAAAGAUCAGAUCAUAAUGUUAUAUAUAUAUUUCAUAAGAACAACAUAAAUGUGUUUUUUAAGUUUUCUACAAUGUUUUCAGCUAAACUUGUUCAUUAGUAUAGAUCUUCAUUCAUUAGUUCAUUUCUCAACAUUGGUGCAUAAUUGUUUUUGAAAGUUCUUCCCAUUUUUGAUUGUUUCAUUCUGAUGUUCCUUUUUGUGAUGUGUAUAUAUUUGCAUGUUUUUGUAACUUUUCAUUGGUUCAUACAGUUUUGUAUGUAACAUAGUGGUGUUCCCCUUCAUGAUGUCUAAAUGUUUGCACAUAUUUCUAUAUGUCAGAAUUUAUAUAACUUUUCUUUGAUUAAUAUAGUUUUGUUUGUACCAUAGUACCAUUUGCACAUAUUUUUACAUGUCAGAAUUUCUAUAACUUUUUUUUUAUUCAUAUUAUAUAUACUUUCAUGAUGCAAUGUUUCCAUUAACUGAUAAAUACUGGUCAAAAUCUGUUUCAGAUGCUAAUUGACCAGCUGAUAGAAACUGUCAGUCAGUCUGAUGUAAAUAAAAUUACUAUUUUCUUAAAAUUUGUAGCCCAACAUAUGAAAAGAGGUAAUCAGCUGUAGAUCUUCCUAUCUUAUUAUGAAAAAUUUAGAGUAUGCCAAAGGUAAUAUUGAUCUAAGUUGUUUAGGAUUAAUUUGCAAGAGUUUCAGAAAAUUUAUAGUGAAACAUAUUUUAACAGUAAAUUAUAUAUUGAGAGAAGUGUGUAUCAUAUGAAAUACAUUUUUUGAUAGGAUAUGAAAUGCCUUGGAUGAUGUCUCACUUUCAGACUAAAUUCUACAUUAAAGCCAGAUGUCACUUGUUAGCAGAAACAUUGUGUUACAUGAAAAGCAAAUGUUUUAGAAGCAAACUUACAUUGAAAAUAAAUGGCACAAGUACUUUAACAUAACAUAAUGUUUAGGGACAACAAAAGACAUUGGUCCAUCUCGGCUGUCCCAUUCUCUAAAUUAAACU